GCGCUCUCCUCCAUCCCAGAGCUCGCUCUCAGCAGCACACACAGCAUCUCUGCUCUGCAGCUCUGAACAUGAGGAACAAGGAUUACGGUAAAAAACGUUGAUGACUGUUGAUUGACCGGGACGUGUGAAGGCGGAGCUUGCUUUGUUACCGAAUGAACCCCCUACCGACAGACAGAAUGCACCGGGACCGCAACGGAACCGUCGCCCUGGCGCGGUGAGAGCUCGUGAUUAGGCUAUUUAUCUCUUUACUGAGCGUUAGCUAGGCUUAUUAACGGAGCUAACCCCGUGUUUAAUACCGCCGGUUAACGCGAUCCAUUCUGUGAAUUAAAUCAUUACUGCUGCCGGUUAGAAACACACGGAUCGAUAGGAUUAAGAAUGAGAGUAUAACAUCUAAGAAGUAUUAUAUAAUAAUCGCUAUAAGUGGGCCGGGGUGGAGAUUCUGUCAGAGAGAUUCUAGUUGAAAACAGACAGAGAGAAUUAUAGAAAAGACGCAGAGAUAAAUUGAGACUGAGAGACCAGCGACAUAUUAUGGUUAUUCAUAUUACUAAUAUGAUGAAUUAACGGGCUAAUUUAAUUUAAUUGGUAAACAGGCUAAUUUUAGGUUAGGCCAUUUGGUAAACAGGCUAAUUUACCCCCACUAGGUCUGUAAUAAGGCCUGUUGUUCAGUGUUACAUUAUAGCCUGCCUGUUUACCGUUACUGUAGUCAUAUAGCCUGCCUGUUUACCGUUACUGUAGUCAUAUAGCCUGCCUGUUUACCGUUACUGUAGUCAUAUAGCCUGCCUGUUUACCGUUACUGUAGUCAUAUAGCCUGCCUGUUUACCGUUACUGUAGUCAUAUAGCCUGCCUGUUUACCGUUACUGUAGUCAUAUAGCCUGCCUGUUUACCGUUACUGUAGUCAUAUAGCCUGCCUGUUUACCGUUACUGUAGUCAUAUAGCCUGCCUGUUUACCGUUACCGAAUAUAUAUUCAUUAGUUUAUUUUGCACCAUUCUGUUGAAGUCAGCACCAGAAGGGAUAGCUACCCACUGUCGGAUCAAUACCUGAUAAAUACAGGUGGAAAGAUAUACGAUAUAAUAGUAGAUCAGAUAUUAAUCUAUAAUAUAUAGUAAUAGAAAAUAACUCAUAGUCUGGAUGUCUAAGGUGAAGAGUAGUGAGACGGUGAAGGUGGUAAUCCGCUGUCGCCCGUUAAACCGCAAAGAGGAGGCGGCAGCGGCUGGUGUUACCCGGACACCGGGAGGAGAGGGCGGGAUUGUAGAGAUGGACGUGCGUCUGGGUCAGGUGGUCUUACGGAACCCUCGCGCUCCGCCCGGCGAGCCACGUAAGACGUUUACGUUCGACUCUGUGUACGACCCCUCGUCUAAACAGCGUGAUCUUUAUGAUGAGACGGUGCGGCCACUGAUCGAUUCUGUCCUAGACGGGUUUAACGGAACCAUCUUCGCCUAUGGCCAGACGGGUACCGGGAAGACCUACACCAUGCAGGGGGCAUGGCUGGAACCAGAGAAGAGAGGCGUCAUCCCCAAUGCCUUCGAACACGUCUUCACCCAGAUCUCCCGCUCCGCAGCCGACCGUCAGUAUCUGGUCAGAGCCUCUUACCUGGAGAUCUACCGAGAGGAGAUCAGGGAUCUACUGGAUCCCAACGUGCACGCCCACCCCCCCCGCACCCUGGAGCUGAGGGAGAGCCCGGAGAGUGGGGUGUACGUACGUGACCUGACGGCGUGCGUGUGUAAGAGCAUAAAGGAGAUAGAGGAAGUGAUGAAUGUGGGUAACCAGGCGCGCUCGGUGGGAGCAACAGACAUGAACAAACACUCUUCCCGUUCCCACACCCUGUUCCUCAUCACGGUGGAGUGUUCCCUGCCGGGGCCGGACGGGCGGCAGCACAUCAGGGUGGGCCGGCUCAACCUGGUUGACCUGGCGGGCAGCGAGCGGCAGGCCAAGACGGGCGUCCACGGAGAACGCCUGAAGGAAGCUGCCAAGAUCAACCUGUCUCUGUCGGCACUAGGCAACGUGAUCUCAGCACUGGCAGACAGGCGUAGCGGCCACGUUCCGUACCGGGACUCCAAACUGACCCGGUUAUUACAGGACUCCCUGGGGGGCAACGCCAAGACAGUGAUGGUGGCUACGCUAGGCCCCGCCCCCCAACACUACGAGGAGACCCUCACCACGCUCCGCUACGCUAACAGAGCGAAAAACAUCCAGAACCAGCCAAGAGUUAACGAAGACCCUAAAGACGCCCUGCUCAGAGAGUUCCAGAGGGAGAUCGCACGGCUCCGCGCCCAGCUCAACCACAGGAAGGGGAGGGGCAAACACAGGAAGGCAGAAGGAGAGGAGGGCUGGGACGGAGAGGGGGAUGAGGAGGGAGAGGAGGAGGUGGAGAAGGAGAGGACGCUGCAGGAGGAGAGACUGGAAGAGGAGAAGGAGGCCAUCAGAGAAGACGGAUCACUAUUGGUUGAGGAGAAGCAGAGGCUUCUGGGAGAAAAGGAGAGGAUGAUGGGAGAUCUGAGGAAGGAGCGGGACGCCACCGAGCAGCUGACUGCCAAGUACAAGGCGAUGGAGAGCAAACUGCUGGUUGGAGGGAAGAACAUCAUGGAUCACACCAAUGAACAGCAGAAGACCCUGGAGAUCAGAAGACAGGAGAUCGCUGAGCAGAGUCGUAGGGAGAGAGAGAUGCAGCAGCAGGUGAUGGUUCAGGAUGAAGAGACUCUAGAACUCAGAGAAACAUUCUCCUCCCUGCAACAGGAAGUGGAGGCCAAGACCAAGAAACUAAAAAAGCUCUAUGCUAAGCUGCAGUGUGUGAAGGCUGAGAUCCAGGACAUUAAUGAUGAACAUGUCAGGAGUCGACAGGAACUGGAGCAGACUCAGAACCAACUCACAAGAGAACUCAGGUUCAAGUAUCUGAUCAUAGAGAACUUCAUUCCCCUGGAGGAGAAGAAUAAGAUCAUGAAUAGACUGACCUUUGACCCCGAGGAGGACCAAUGGAAGUUCACACCCCUCGUCCCUGCAGAGAGUCGGUUCAGCCAGAUGAAGAAGAGGCCGGCUUCUGCAGUCGGAUACAAACGACCAAUCAGCCAGUACGCACGGGUCGCCUUAGCGAUGGGAGCCCACUCCAGAUACCGGGCUGAGAACAUCAUGUUCCUGGAGCUGGACAUGACUCCUCCCACCACCGUCUCAUUGGACCACUGGCCAUCGGAGGCGGGGCCUCAUUGUAGCCCCUCCCCCACAGACAACGGUCCGUACAGGCAGCGAGCUGCACGUGUGCGCAUGUCACGAUCCUGGUGUCAGAUCCCGCGAGCCAUCACUUCCUCCACCUCCACCGUUUCCCUGGCCACCCAUUCUACAGCGACGCCCACUGCCGCCCAGUGAAGGGCAGCCUACCUCCCUACCUAUCUCUCUCUCUACUCUUUCCAUUCUCUCUCUCUCUCUCUCUCUCUCUCUCUCUCUCUCUCUCUCUCU
This is a messenger RNA of Coregonus clupeaformis (lake whitefish), 3448 nucleotides long. RefSeq names its product kinesin-like protein KIF3C. The record is from RefSeq and is a predicted model, not a curated record. The coding region runs from base 1130 to 3358 and encodes 742 amino acids. The transcript is spliced from 8 exons. Gene Ontology annotation, molecular function: ATP binding; microtubule binding; microtubule motor activity. NCBI's taxonomy places the organism in Eukaryota, Metazoa, Chordata, Actinopteri, Salmoniformes, Salmonidae. Gene Ontology annotation, biological process: microtubule-based movement.